Messenger RNA from Nicotiana tabacum (common tobacco), 1496 nucleotides. Lineage: Eukaryota; Viridiplantae; Streptophyta; Magnoliopsida; Solanales; Solanaceae. The record is from RefSeq and is a predicted model, not a curated record.
GCAGGAAAGGUCAUGGAAAAUGAGGUUUUAUGGAGGAACCUCAUUAUCAUAGCAAAUAAGAUAAGCAAUACGGGGAAUUCACAUAAAGCAGGAGAAAUUCACUGAUCAGCUAUAUUACAUUAUUUUCGGCAGUACUAUUUUAACUGUUGGCACUGUGUUGUUGUAAAGUGGCUGAAUGAACUCCGAAGAGUGAAGGGCAAAUGAUUCACACUCAGUACGUGUACGUACCCAUAGCAAAAUAUUUUAAAUAUUUCUUUUUGUUUCUUUUUCUGUUUAGAGGGACUUGACAAAACUGAUAAAGUUGUUGUCAUGUGACCAGUAGGUCACAGAUUCGAACCGUGAAAAAUAGCCACCUGCAAAAAUAAAGGAUAAAACUACAUACAGUAAACUCUUGCGGUCCGAGAGCUUAUGUACCGAUUGUCAUCAUUUUUUCUUUUUCAGAUUUAAAAAAAUCGCUAUGGGUGGAAAGGUGCCUGAAAAAAGCUAGAAAGAGGAAAAAAAGAAUCCUCAACGGCCCCAACAUAUAGUACUCUAGAGCCAUGAGCUCUCUUGGAAGAAAAAAACAAAAAACACCAAAAGAAACAAACGGACCUUCCCAAAUUUAGGAACAGAAAUUGGCUGAACACCAAAGAAUAAUUCUUCAAAAGGAAAGCUCAAAUGGUGAAAUUAACUAAAAUGAGUCAUGUUAUUGGAAAAGAAAUAAAGAAUAUUUCAAGAUGAUGAAGGAAGUAGAAGGAUCAUCAUCAAGUAGUAGGUGCCAAGACUGUGGAAAUCAAGCUAAAAAAGAUUGCACUUAUUUGAGGUGCAGAACUUGCUGUAGAAGCCGAGGGUUUCAUUGUCAAACGCACAUUAAGAGCACUUGGGCCCCUGUGUCCACAAGGCGUCCACGGCACCAUCUUCACCAGCAACUUUCUACUAUUCAACAACAGCUUCAAGCUGUACCAAACCCUAAUAAAAGAUACAGAGAAAAUCAUGAAAUUCAAGGUGAAGAAGAAGGAGAUUUUCCGGGGGAAGUGAGUUUUCCAGCAGUAUUUCGAUGUAUUCGAGUAAGUUCCAUUGACAAUGUGGUAGAUCAGUAUGCUUAUCAAACAUCAGUGCAAAUAGGAGGACAUGUUUUUAAAGGAAUAUUAUAUGAUCAAGGAUCUGAGAAUCGUUACAAUAAUAUGGCAGCUGGUGAAAGCAGCUCCUUUCAGCAGCAGCAACCUCCUAAUUUACUUACUGCUGCAACCACUAGUACUACUGAAGCACCUUCUUAUCCCAAUCCUUUUAGUACUUUCAUUCCUGGCUACCACCACAUGGGCGCAAAUAAAACGAAUCAGUACUUGUACGGAGUUCAUGCAUCUUUCAAGUUUUAUGGAUAAACGAUGAGCUCACAUUAUGGACAAAAUCAUCUGUAUCUUAAGCCUUUUUGUUUGUACUCUACAUUGUAUUAUAUUUUUCUUGUAUUAGCAAAAGACAUGGUGAAGAAAAUAAAAGAUUUAUUUAAGAGUGGUGCA